CAUAGUCUACACAGAGUCAUUUUAUUUUUGUCAUUAUGACAUAUUAUAUCAUGAUAUAAAAUCAGUCAGUGAUAAAUUACUCAAGUCUCCAUUUUCCAUCUACAUUUUCAUCCAUCCCAUCCCAUUUAAAUUUAUGUUCAUUUUCAUCAUUCAUUAGCAUGAAAGAUAAUAAAAGCUAUUUAAAAAAUGGCGUAGAAAAUAUAUUCGUAACGAUAUUAUUAAGUGAAUCGACUACCAGCUUUUUGAAUUUGAAUCUACCUCACGUUGAACACAUGCAUCCAGACAAUUCGAAGAUCUUCAUCAUAUCUCCGGAACAUUAUAAACAUACUAAUAACAGAAUAGGAGAGGAAGAUCUAAUGAAACAUAUCAAAGACCGUGAUAGAUUUGUGCAAAUUAAAUACAUUUCCGAUCCUGGAACAAGCGGUACUAAUAGCUCUAGUGACUUUACUGAGAGAAGUAUGCAAACUGGUAUAUCAGAUGAAGAUCUUUACAGGACGCAUCUAAAAAUGGCAUCAGAUGUUGGCUUAUUUAAAACUAACUUUUCGUCGAAAUCCUCAUGUGGCUACGAAGAAUGUGAUUCUGACUUAGAAAUAGAAGACAAACUAAAAACCCCCAAAUCGGCUAUUUUUGAGACUACAAGAAUUAAACCGUUACCGUUAUUGACAGCUAGAACGACUGCCCAUUCGAACAAACUAAAUUCUUACUCAACUGAUAUUUAUGUAUCUCUACUAGACUCUAGCAUUAAUUCCUCGGAAUAUAUAUGUCGAAUCUGUCACGGCGGAGAAAGUAUCGACGAUCUCUUAACACCCUGUAGAUGCAGAGGAACCGUCGCUUUGGUACAUUUAAAAUGCUUGGAGAGAUGGCUCAAGGACUCACAGCAUAGUUCAUGUGAACUAUGUCAACAUCAUUACAAGAUUGUCAGGAAACCCAAAUAUAGCGUAGUAUGUUCCAUUCCUGCUUAUCUAAAAGACAACGGACCACAACUAAAAGAAGUUCUAUUAGAUCUAUUCGCCUUUGCAAUAUAUACUCCGUCAGCCGUUGCUUCGACAUACAUGUUGAUGGUGCUUUGUGAAUCCCUAGUAAAGUCGAAUAUUGUAACAACUGGAACGUUUUCAUCGCAUCUCUUGGCAUUUUCAGCCGUUUUUGGCAUGGCCGCCAUAGAUUUCACAUAUUCUUCUUGGUUGCUGUACACAUGUCAGAAACAUCUAGAAUCUUGGAGGGACUGGUAUCACAGUAACACAACGUUGAAAGUGGUCUUGUCGCCCAUCAAGCUACGACCACACAAAAAACUCAAGAACUUGGUAAAUCAUUCUUAAGAAGUUUGAAAAUUUUACAAAAUAUUUUGCAAAAAAAGUGAUACCAACAAAAAUAACUGUUGAUAUUGACAAAAGACGAAUUCUUGAUUCCAUCCAAAAUCCAGCAUUGACCUAAUAUACAGAUUCAAAAAAUAUAGGUCGGUGUUUAUGUAAGACAAUUUUACUGAUUUUUCUCAUUUAAUUUCAUUUUCAUUUGUAAUAUACACCUAAAUUAUCUAAA
Messenger RNA from Psylliodes chrysocephalus, 1536 nucleotides. Lineage: Eukaryota; Metazoa; Arthropoda; Insecta; Coleoptera; Chrysomelidae. The record is from the annotation of a GenBank genome assembly.